UUACUUGAAGACUAACCACCAAAUUUACCAGAUGUAGUAAGAGCACGUAUAUGUGUAAGGAAAAUCUUUAUCCAAAUUAAGAAUAUUUUGGUCACAGCAAAAAGAAAAGGAAAGAAAGAUAGGAAAUACGGCUUUCCCAUCAAAGAAUUUGUAUGAUAUUUUCAAGUGACGUCAUGUACAUGGAUGAAUUGAUAUCAAUAUAAACAAAAAAAAAUUGAACGAAACUUAAUAUAUGAUAAUUCAGUAUUAAACUGAAAUACUUCAGCGCCAAUAUAAGAUAUAGCAAGGGGAGUAAUCUUUUGUCGAACUUCGACAGUUUCAAGCAGGGCACACGAAACAACUUCCUCUUCAUCCUAACAGUGAAAACCGGAAAUAUUCUCUUCAGUUACAAGGAUGCAACCUUGUAACGAGAGAAGCGACAUCUAGUGGUGAACCAUCUCUAUAUAAACAGGUAAUGAUUCCAAAAUAAACAUUGCAAUACACCGGAGACAUCGUACUUAAUAGACAUCGAGUUCUGGUCCUCCUCACUACCAAUUUCAACAAUGAAACUUACAGUUACUCUUUUUGCUCUUCUCUACUUGCAUUUGAUUAUUGUGAAGGCCUUUCCAAAAACCCAAUGCGUUGGAAAAGAAACCGACAUCUUGUUUGUAUUGGAUUCUUCUUCAAGUAUCUGGCCAAAGGAUUAUGAGCGGCUUCUGAAAUUUAUACAGGAAUUCGUUGAUUCUUUUGAAGUGGGUAUGAAUAAAAUGCGCAUGGGUGUUAUAACAUACAGUAAAAAGGCCCAUUUGGAAUUUCCUAUUGGGCAAUAUGUUACCAAAGAAAAACUGCAAAAAGCUAUUAGUAAAAUUCGUUACCGAAGUGGUUGGACAAAUACAGCAGCAGCUCUAAAACUUGUUAAAGAGCAAUUCCAGUCAUUAGUCAAAAGCAACGCCACUUUGGUCACAAUAGUUAUCACAGAUGGUAAUUCCCGUUCCCACAGAAAGACAAAAGCAGAAGCGGCAAAUCUCCAUCGACUUGGUAUAAAAGUCUAUGCUAUCGGAAUCGGUAAAAAAUAUCAUAUAAAGGAAUUAAAAGUUAUUGCAAGUGACCCAGAUAAUGGUGUCUAUAGAUUUUUCAAUUAUAAAUCUUUGGAAUCUAUUGGGAAAAACUUCUUCAUAAAGUCUUGCAGAGUUGGUGAACCUGAAGUUCCCGGUAACAUCGUAUCAAAGACAACACCUGUUGUGCUUGAGAAGACGACUAAGUCCCCUGUGCUGAAAGUAAAUGAUACAAGCACCACAGAAGUCUCACCAAGCACUACAACUACUGUAUCAUAUAUCACUGUUCCUACACCAGUAACUACUAUUUCUAUCUCUGAAACAACAACAACCAGCAACUACAAGAAUGAAACCAGCCCGCAAGACAAACCAGGAAAAGGAAGGCCAGAAAUUUUACCGAAGACCGAAGCAACUGUCAUCCUGUUUGGUUACGACAUGGUGUCCCUGGGCUAUAACCGUACCGCGAAGAUAUCGACAUUUAUAAGCAAACUUCUACCAUAUAUGACUUACCAAUAUUUCGGUGUUACAAACUACGCUUAUUGCCCAAGCGGCUUUAGUAUCCCUCUCACAUCAGUGACAAAUUUCACUCGACAGCUAGUUCAGGAAAAUAAUUUUCCGACUCUUGUUGAUAUUGUGAAGAAAAUGAGGAAUCUUAUUUACACACACACUGUACUUAAAGAGCAUUCGGGAACUCCGACAGCCGUACUCUUCGUAGAUUCAGAGAUGACGAAUAUUUCAGAUAGCCUGCUUGAAGAAACUAGAAAGCUCAAAGGAGUACGCACAAGAUUGUUUGUUGUUAGCAUUGGCUCAGGACAAACUAACCAUACGCGUGAUUUCCACUUUCUGAGCAGUCAACCUCAUGAAAACUACACAUACUAUGUAUCAAAUUACAAACAGUUGGUGCAAUUGGCAGACGACAAACCACAAAUUUUCAAAGACAUGUGCAACCAUAAUUUCACAACAGAAAUCUUCAACACUACUUCACAGAGGCCAGAUUUAAGUUAAAUACCAAGAAGCAUUGUAUCAUCAAAGUGAAAGAAGAAUUUACAGUAAAAAGAAAAAUACUAAAAAAAAAAAAAAA
This is a messenger RNA of Octopus sinensis (East Asian common octopus), 2115 nucleotides long. RefSeq names its product collagen alpha-1(XXVIII) chain-like. The coding region runs from base 543 to 2039 and encodes 498 amino acids. The transcript has 6 exons. Lineage: Eukaryota; Metazoa; Mollusca; Cephalopoda; Octopoda; Octopodidae. The record is from RefSeq and is a predicted model, not a curated record.